Myripristis murdjan (pinecone soldierfish) is the source of this 1719-nucleotide messenger RNA. RefSeq names its product retinaldehyde binding protein 1b (gene rlbp1b). The coding region runs from base 79 to 1002 and encodes 307 amino acids. Gene Ontology annotation, cellular component: membrane. NCBI's taxonomy places the organism in Eukaryota, Metazoa, Chordata, Actinopteri, Holocentriformes, Holocentridae. Gene Ontology annotation, molecular function: phosphatidylinositol bisphosphate binding. The record is from RefSeq and is a predicted model, not a curated record. The transcript has 8 exons.
CACAGACCCCUGUGACUCCCGGCAGCAAGCUCCACUUCCUCCCCAGAGUGUACUAAGCAGACGUUAGGACCAGAAGCCAUGGCUGUUGUUAGUGGAACUUACCGUAUGGUGUCAGAGGAGGAGCAAGCCCUCAGGGCCAAGCUGGAACGUCUGACUGUCAAGGACCACGGGCCAGUGUUUGGACCCUGUGCCAAGCUGCCAGACCAUACCAUGCAGAAGGCCAAGGAUGAGUUGAAUGAGACAGAUGAGAAGCGGGUGUCGGCGGUGAAGGAGCUGCGGGGAAUAAUUAAGGAGAAGGCGGAUGGAGGUGACGACCUGGCCAAGGGGGUGCAGGACACCUUUGGGGAGAAACCCGACGGCGUUCUUGUCCGCUUCAUCCGUGCCAGGAAGUAUGACGUGGUCAGAGCCUUCGAUCUCAUGAAGGGCUACGUGCGUUUCAGGAAGGAUUACCCCGAGCUGUUUGAGAAUCUGACCCCUGAGGCCGUGCGCAGCACCAUUGAGGCCGGCUACCCCGGCAUCCUGUCUAGCAGAGACAAGUACGGCCGUGUAGUGCUGCUCUUCAACAUUGAGAACUGGGACUAUGAAGAGAUCACCUUCGAUGAGAUCCUGCGUGCCUAUUGUGUGAUCCUGGAGAAGCUGCUGGAGAAUGAGGAGACUCAGAUCAACGGGUUCUGCAUCAUUGAGAACUUCAAGGGCUUCACCAUGCAGCAGGCCUCAGGCAUCAAACCCACCGAGCUCAAGAAGAUGGUGGACAUGUUGCAGGAUUCAUUCCCUGCCCGUUUCAAAGCUGUGCACUUCAUCCACCAGCCCUGGUACUUCACCACCACCUACAACGUGGUCAAACCCCUCAUGAAGAGCAAGCUGCUAGAGAGAGUGUUUGUCCACGGAGACGAGCUGGACAACUACUACAAGGAGUUUGACGCUGAAAUCCUUCCUUCCGAGUUCGAUGGAAAAGGUUCUAAGUACGAUGGCAAGGCCACAGCAGCCAAGCUGUUCGACUAAACAUCCUUCCUUUGCCAACUGAGCUGGGAGCCAUGAUACAUACAAACCCCACAGACUGUGGAGACUCAAAGUCCAAUCUAGCUGUGUGGAGGAAAAAGAGUGUAGGAGAAAAAGAGUAAUGUAUUCAGUCAUGAGUGUGUAAGAUGUUGAUGUUGUUUUACAGGGGUUGUGUAAAGGCUGAAGUCCUGAAAAAGCACAAUUUAAGAAGAGGAAUGAGCCUCACUUUCAGUCCUACAUGAUGUGAAGCAAGACAAACCGUUUACCCUUCAGCAUCAUGCUGCUGUAGAUAAAACUUUCUCAGUGGUCAUUUUAUCCGAAGCACCUUACAGUUCCACAUUUUUAAUAUGGGUGGGCCAAGUAGGAAUGAAUUCCUUCCAAUGCUCCUCCAAUUAAGAUAUGCAGAAUCAUGAGAAUCUUUAAGAUGUUUCAUCAGAACAGAUAUCGCUUCAGAUUUCCUCUGUUGUGUUAAAUUGUGCUUUGUUUGGACCGAAGUUCACCCACAGCUUGCUAAAACUGUGAGACCCCAGCCUCCUCAGCUUCCACCCUCUGACCGCCCUCUUCAAGUUGUUACAAUGUGGAUAUUCCAACAAGUGCCUCUCUCUCAUGUGUUUUUUAGACUGCACUUCCAUAUUAAUAUUAUGACAUUUUACCCAGUGUGCUGCCAUGGACCAAUAAGAAUGUCAAUGUACAAUAAACUGUAUAUAAAUGUAAGACAAA